This is a messenger RNA of Equus quagga, 2947 nucleotides long. RefSeq names its product docking protein 2 (gene DOK2). Gene Ontology annotation, cellular component: cytoplasm. The transcript is spliced from 5 exons. Gene Ontology annotation, biological process: cell surface receptor protein tyrosine kinase signaling pathway; positive regulation of MAPK cascade. Lineage: Eukaryota; Metazoa; Chordata; Mammalia; Perissodactyla; Equidae. The record is from RefSeq and is a predicted model, not a curated record. Bases 1136 to 2428 code for a protein of 430 amino acids.
CUUGAAGGGUGUCGCCCAUAGUACACUCCUGCUGCCGUAUCUUCUGCAGACAACAGCCGCAGGAGGAGAACUUCUCCUGCUACCACAGGCAAAGGUUGGUAUGGGGGUGUUUGGAAUACUGGGGCCCAGGCCUCCAGGUUUAAACAGCUUUCAAGUAAUCUGGUAAGCUCGGGUGCCCCCCUGUGGUUCCAAGUGGAAUGUGCCUAGUUUCCCUUAGGGGAAAGGCAUCAGAGUGUGGGGGGAACUUCCUUUAUUUCAAAGUGAGGUCUGGCCCGCCCAUCAGCAGUAUCAGCAUUUCAGGUCCCGCUCCAAACGCACUGUAUCAAAAUCUGAACUUUGAACAAGAUCUGUACAUUAAAGUUUGAAAGGCAUUGCUCUGGCAGCCCCUUCUCUUUUCAUUCUGUAAGGAGAUGCUAAUGUUGGCCAAAGACCACACAGCUUCCAACAUUGCCUCUCCUUAGGAACUAGAGAGAUGGGAUAGGCUGCAUCCCAUGUCCAUACUCCUAACCAUUUCCCAAGGAGUUUUUCCCACACCAGCAUCCUUGGUUUUCCCUUCGUCUCUGGAUCAUCUUGUUCCGAUCCAGGCAGCAGGGCUGAGGGCCGUGACUCAGCCUUCUCCUCCCAGAGCUCGUAACAUGCAUCUUUUAAAGUUGUGUUGGUAAAGCACAGGGCAUGUACAGCAGAAAGGCUGAUUGAUGCACUGCCCUGCUCUCCUUCCCAAGACACCCAAAGCCCGGUGGUGGAGGAAACUGCCUGGUUACAUAAGCACCCAUUGUGGGGUUACCCCGAGAGUGCUGGUCUGAUUCUCUGGUUCCCCCAACAUUCUGCACCAUGCCUCCAUCAGAUUCUCUCAGUUCUUCUCUAAACCUUCUGGCUUUAAGUUCCCUAUUCUCUGAGGAACCUAGAUUUCCCCAAAUCAAUGGAUCUUCUCGCAUGGAGUCUGGAUUCCACUUAGGUGCCAACAACACAAAGACUGUUGAAUUGAAGAUAAGGAGCCCUGGUACUUCCCCCUUUGCCCCUACCAGCCCUUCAGCCUCAGGGGAGUGGCAGCCAGGUGCAUUCAUACCUGCCCUUCUUUCUUCCAGAGAUAGAUGGUGUGGCUGGUGACAAUGUGUGCCUGGAAACUCUGAUCACUAUGAAGCACUUUUGUUUUGUCCCUCUCUCAUGGUCCCUGCUCUCCCCUUUGCUCCCCGUGUCCCGAUCUCUGGGCGGCUGCCUCUCGGCACCCUGUCUGCCGUACACCUGGGCUCAGAAGUGGCGCCGGUUCGGGGCUGUGCUGUAUGGAGGGUCGGGCUGCGCUUUGGCCCGGCUGGAGCUCCAGGAAGGCUCGGAGAAGCUACGCCGGGGAGAGGCCGCCCGGAGGGUGAUCCGCCUCAGUGACUGCCUGCGGGUGGCCGAGGCUGGUGGGGAGGCCAGCAGCCCCCGGGACACCAGCGCCUUCUUCCUGGAGACCAAGGAGCGCCUGUACCUGCUGGCAGCCCCUGCUGCAGAGCGUGGCGAAUGGAUGCAGGCCAUCUGCCUCCUGGCCUUCCCUGGCCAGAGGAAGGAGCUGUCGGGGCCAGAGGGGAAGGGCAGCCAGCCCUGCAUGGAGGAGAACGAAUUGUACAGCAGCGCGACCACAGUGGCCCCCCGCAAGGAGUUUGCUGUGACCAUGAGACCCACAGAAGCAAGCGAGAGGUGCCGGCUUCGGGGAUCCUAUACUCUCCGUGCUGGGGAGAGUGCCCUGGAGCUGUGGGGCGGCCCUGAGCCGGGCACCCAGCUGUAUGACUGGCCCUACAGAUUCCUGCGGCGCUUCGGGCGUGACAAGGUUACCUUUUCCUUUGAGGCAGGCCGGCGCUGCAGCUCAGGAGAGGGCAACUUUGAGUUCGAAACCCGGCAAGGCAAUGAGAUCUUCUUGGCCCUGGAAGAGGCCAUCUCUGCCCAGAAGAAUGCUGCCCCUCCUGGGCUCCAAACGCAGCCAACCACAGUCCCUAUGGUGCUGCCCCAACCGGAGAGCCCCUACUCCCGGCCCCAUGACUCACUGCCACCACCAUCGCCCACCGUCCCACUGCCAGCGCCCCAGCCACGGGGCCCGGAGGGGGAAUACGCAGUGCCCUUCGAUGCGGUGGCCCGUAACCUGGGGAAGAGCUUGAGGGGCAUCCUGGCGGUUCCUCCCCAGCCCCCCGUUGACCCUCUGUACGACAGCAUUGAGGAGCACCCACCCCCGCAACCUGACCACAUAUAUGAUGAGCCUGAGGGAGUGGCUGCCCUGUCCCUGUAUGACAGCCCAAGGGCGCCCCGGGGUAAGGCCUGGAGGAGGCAGGCCCAAGCUGAUGGGGACCCCAGUGGCCUCAAGCAUGUCUACCCAGGGGGGCAGGACUUUUCUUCCUCUGGCUGGCCACAGGGAACCGAGUAUGACAAUGUCAUACUUAAGAAAGGCCCAAAGUGAUGGUGGGGGGGCACUGAAGAGAUGUGGACCUCAUCAAAUGCCAGUGCAGAGGGGGUCCAGUACACACGGGGAGGGAGUUAAAGGCUGGUGAGAGGAGUGGGAGCGGGAAGGCAGGUCUCCCAUCUGGUUUCUGCUGGUGACCCCUCCUGCCGCUGCAUGCCACGAACCUCCCUUUGCCCCUUCUGGAACCCUAGGCUUGGUUUGCCCUCAUGUGGGGUCGAGGAACUGCCCCUCCCAAGCCUGCUGCAUGAGUCACCAUCCCAAAGCAGGAAUAGUGCCCCAGGAGACCCACCCUCCUCCUGCUCCUUUUCCACUUCCUCUUCUUUCUUUCCUCGGCCAAAAGGGAACCUUGGGCGUUGAGAGCCCAGGACAAAAGGAAGUCAGCAAAGCACCCUGGUUCCCUGGCUCCUGCAGGCCUCCUGCCCCAUGACGUCCCCUGAAGGGGACAGCCCUGGCUGCUGGCACCCAGGAGGCGGGCUGCAGCUUUCUGCAGGUUUGGGACUUCUCUGUGGCAUUAAA